Messenger RNA from Thermothielavioides terrestris NRRL 8126, 1446 nucleotides. RefSeq lists its product as uncharacterized. The record is from RefSeq and is a predicted model, not a curated record. Lineage: Eukaryota; Fungi; Ascomycota; Sordariomycetes; Sordariales; Chaetomiaceae. The coding region runs from base 91 to 1446 and encodes 451 amino acids. The transcript has 3 exons.
AAGCAGCCAAAUCCACAACCUGGCAUCGGCCGCUUCACCACCUCCUGGCAUCCGGCGAACCCCGGCGAGAAUGCGACUGCCCGCGCCGCCAUGAGCCGGAGCUACUACGACAUUGAUCCGGCGGGCGGCGAGGUGCUCUGCACGUACACCGAGGGCGGCGAGCAGGAGAAGCUCAAGUCCGAGAAAACCGAUGUGCCGCUGCUCAAGGCGAUCCUCUACGCGUUCCUGCCCGCCGGCUACCCGCACACCGUGACCGAUGACUACCUCGCGUACCAGACGUACGACUCGCUGCAGGCCUUCGCCUCGUCCAUCACGUCGCUGCUGGCCAACCGCGCCGUGCUCGAGGGCCUCGGCGUGGGCGACUCGUCGUCGUCGCCCACGGGCGCGCUGAUCCUGAAGAUCACGGGCGACACCAUCUCGCGCAUCGCCACCAUCCUGUUCGCCCACCGCAUGGGCCAGGCCAUCGAGCCCGAGUGCAAGUUCUACCGCUUCCUGGCCGACCUGUUCAACGACAGCGCCCAGUUCCUCGACCUGCUGACCCCGGCCCUGCCCUACUUCCCCAAGCUGGCCGUCAUCGUGUCGGCCGGCGUGCUGCGCUCGCUGUGCGGCGUCGCCGCCGGCGCCAGCAAGGCCAGCCUGUCCGCCCACUUCGCCGUGACUGGCAACCUGGCCGAGCUGAACGCCAAGGAGGCCUCGCAGGAGACCGUCGUCAGCCUGCUGGGCAUGCUGGCCGGCUCGCUGGUCGUUCGCCUCGUCGAGGACAAGCAGCUCGUCUGGCUGCUGAUGGUCGCCCUGGCUGCCGUGCACCUGAUCAUGAACUACCGCGCCGUGCGCUGCGUGCGCAUGCGCUCGCUGAACCGCCAGCGCGCCACCAUCGUCUUCCGCGAGUGGCUGGACCACGGCGCCGUGCUGACCCCCGCCCAGGUCGCCCGCCGCGAGAGCAUCCUGCGCAACGGCCGCGGCAACCUGGCCAGCAAGACGGGCGAGUACACGGGCUUCUGCGAGUUCGUCACGUACGGCCAGCUGCGCGGCUGGAAUCCUAAGGGCUACCACCGCUACGACUUCGAGACGAGCUCGUACUUCAUGGGCAUCUGGCACCGCGGCGGCCACUUCCACAUGCGCAUCGCCCUCAAGGAGGGCACCAAGAACCCGCUCUCGGCCUGGUUCGACGCCGUCAACCACGCCUACCACUUCGACUCGGCGCUCAAGGACGGCCUGCAGAGCCACUACGAGAACGAGAUGCCGCUGGGGUACGUGUCGGACGAGCAGAAGGAGACCAUCUUUGCCGCCCUGGCGGCCGCCGGCUGGGACCUGGAGGUGAAUGCGCUCGAGACGAGGCUGCCUGUGCGGGUGAGGGUCGGAGACGGGAAGAAAAUUGUCCCGUUCUCUGAAAAGGAACAGACGCGCCUCCUGAGCCACGGUCACCAGGAGGCGAAGAAUGACUAG